AGGCGGCCUGCGGGCCAGGUAGGAUUUCCGGGGGAAAGUACGGUGGAGGCUCCGGAGACUGCAGCAGCCGCCGGGAUGAGAGAGAUUUGACAUGUUUGAAGGUAAAGGAAAAGGAGCCAAUGGAGAGAUAGAUGUUGAAGACCUACACAAGAGAAAGGGGAGAUUAUAAAGAAGCCUUGGGAAGAAAUAAAACCUAAAGCACAUGAAGAGGAAGUACUGAGUUGAUGACUUCAGAGAGUGUUGAAGGUUUGGAAUAGCCGCCUUGGAAAAGAAACUAUAACCCACCUCCCUAAACUUGUUCACAGUGACAUGGAAGAUCCAUUUGACUUUCUUCAGAGAACCCUGGGACCGUAGAAGAAGCAGGCCAACCCACUGCAGACCCAGGUAUGGCCAUGGACAGUGGGGAAGCAGGAGAGACAACACCUCCCAUCAAGAGGAAGAGCAAAUUCUCAGGUUUUGGCAAGAUCUUCAAGCCAUGGAAGUGGCGGAAGAAAAAAAGUAGUGAUAAAUUCAAAGAGACAUCAGAAGUUUUAGAAAGAAAAAUAUCUAUGCGAAAACCAAGAGAAGAGCUGGUUAAGAGAGGGGUUCUGUUGGAAGACUCUGAGCAGGGUGGUGAGGAUCCAGGAAAAUUGGGCCAUGACAUGUUAAAAAAUGGUCAUACUACUCCCAUAGGGAGUGCCAGGUCUUCCAGUCCAGUCCAAGUGGAAGAAGAGCCAGGAAGAAUACCAAGUCUUAGGAAACCUGUUCCAGAAGAGGACCCAAAGAAGCGAAUAGGCUCAACUGGAAGCCAGCCUACUUCCGAGUCAGACUCUGUUCCUGAGAAUGCAAGCAGACCGCCUUUACUUCCCCCUAAAAGACCUUUGUCCUCUUCUUAUGAGGCACAUGAAGGGCAAGCAAAGGAUGCCACUUCCUCUGCCAUCUCCACUGCUGCCACCACCACAGCCCCUGCAGCCACCAGCCUAGCAAAGACUGUUAAUUCCUCCGUGCCCCCUUCCCCAGCACCCAGGACUCUGCCUACUGCUCCCGGCAGCUCUAACACUACUGCUACCCCAAGCCUCACUCUUACCAUCCCUGCCAAGCAGCCUCCUAUCCCGCCCCCUAAACCAGCUCACAGAAAUAGCAACCCUGUCAUUGCCGAACUGUCCCAAGCAAUCAACAGUGGUACGUUGUUAUCAAAACCAUCCCCACCCUUACCACCUAAAAGAGGCAUUCCGUCAACCUCGGUACCCACCUCAGAGUCUACUGCUGUCACCACAAAAGCACCAAGUGAUCAAAGAGAAAAGAACACCUGUUCUGUGGGCGCUGAGCCACUGCUGAUGAUCCCACCUCCCUCUCCGUCCCCCCCACUGCCUACUCAUAUACCUCCAGAACCACCACGGUCCCCUCUAUUCCCUGCUAAUAAGACUGUUCCAGUUCUGCCAGGAAGUGAGUUUCCACCUUCCUUAGAUUUACCCCAGGAGGUUCCCCAGCAAGAAGAUCAGAAAAAGGAAUUCCCCAGGAGGAUACUGGACCAGAGCUCUGGGGAGCCCCAUACGCCCUCCAGGCUGCCCCCUCUCCCACUACAUAUCCGAAUCCAACAGGCCCUGACCAGCCCUCUUCCCAUGACUCCUCCUUUGGAAGGCUCCCACAGAGCUCAGUCGUUGCUCUUUGAGAACAGUGAAAACUUCUCUGAGGGCAGCAGUACUCUGGAAAGGACCAGAUCACUUCCUGUCACUAUUGAAAUGCUGAAAGUUCCAGACGAUGAAGAAGAGGAGCAAACUCAGCUAUUUACAUUCGAUGAAGUCGUGACAUCUACCUCAGCCAUUCCUAAACUACCACGGUGUCUACAGGAAGAAGAGGAGGAGAAGGAGAGUGACUCUGAUUCAGAAGGUCCUAUUCAAUACCGUGAUGAAGAGGAAGAGGAAGAUGACAGCCAUCAUAGUGCUCUGGCCAACAAAGUCAAGAGGAAGGAUACACUUGCAAUGAAGUUGAACCACAGACCACCCAGUGAACCAGAGUUGGACAUGAAUUCUUGGCCACGAAAAAGCAAAGAAGAGUGGAAUGAAAUACGUCACCAGAUUGGGAACACACUGAUCAGACGACUGAGUCAAAGGCCAACACCAGAAGAACUAGAACAACGAAACAUACUGCAACCCAAAAACGAAGCUGAUCGUCAGGCAGAGAAACGAGAGAUUAAGCGCCGGCUCACCAGAAAGCUCAGUCAGAGGCCCACUGUGGCUGAACUACUUGCUAGGAAGAUUCUGAGGUUUAAUGAAUAUGUGGAGGUAACAGAUGCUCAAGAUUAUGAUCGGCGAGCUGACAAACCAUGGACCAAACUGACUCCUGCUGACAAGGCUGCCAUAAGAAAAGAAUUAAAUGAAUUUAAAAGCUCAGAGAUGGAGGUUCAUGAAGAGAGCAAGCAUUUUACACGCUACCAUCGCCCAUGAGGCUAAAGUCAGCAAGAUGAACUCAGCAACCCCCCAAAACAGAGUGCUUUGCUGCUCCAGUGUCCAGUGUCAUGGAGGGAAUGCCUGCACUUCUGCGUACAGCCAGAUUGAGUCCUCUGGGAUAGAGUUCCAGGGUGAACAGCACUUCUAUGAACAUAGCAUUUCACUGGAAUGCUGCCUUGGGCAAAACCAGACACACUCUGUCAGAGCUUUUGAACCUUAUCACGUUGCAGCAUAUUUGAGGUGACUUUCCUUGCCAGCUACCAACGUCUAUACCACCUGCAGGUUCCAAGUUUGAUUGGCCUCACCACAUCCUUGUUCGGGAUGAUGGCCUAUUCUCAGGCACACUUCCACUAUGAGCCUUAUCUGCCCUCUCCUGAUUGUGGGACCCACUGUGUGGGCACUGAAUUGCUGCCAUCAGAUCCAUUGGUGCUGGGGAAAACCUGGAUGCCCCAAACUUCUGGCAAAGGGCCCCCACCUGCAGGGGAAGCCGUUGUACCACGUUGGCCCUUGGCUGAAAGCGUUGCACUGUGCAUCUGGUCAUGGCAAUAGCCCUCUUGGGCAUUCCAGUCUGAGACUGUGACACAGGUCUUACUGAUUUUUUUUUUUCUCCCCCCAAAGAAGAAUGGUCUUGAAAGAAUGAUGGUAACUUAGGUCAUCCUCUCUAUUAAACAAUCUGAGCUGCAUCCAGAUUCCCAGUUGGUAAAAUAAGAAAGUAAUGUGUUUUCUGUAUACAAUAAACACCCAGAGAGACCCUUACAUUAAUACCAACUUGGAGGAAAACUAAUUCAUAGCUUGUAGCGACUCUCUGGGAGCAUGAUUCUGGGAGCACUUCACCUCUCAGUGCCCCAAACUCCAAGAGAGAAUUGCAGCAAAGUCCUAGGGACAUGGAGCACUACAUUGGAAAGGUUUUUGAAGAAACAGUGAGAAGGGUGUGAUCCUGCCCCACUGCCUCCUUCUCAGCACUGUUAGCUCUCUCCUGCUGAGCUCUCCCGCUCAGCUCAAACACUGAGCCUCCGCCAGCCACUCCCCGGCAGCUGCCACCUCACUCAGCCGUCCUCUUCCAAGUAGCCAGUGUACUGGUGCCUGGGUUUUGACUCAAUCCUCACUCUUUUUUGUAUAUGUACUGUAAGUAUGAUUUCCUAAAAUGGAAGGUUCCGUUGCUUUUCUUUGAAUUUUUAUUAAAACCCACACAGGCUCGCUCUGCCUCUGUCCCUGUGCACAGUAAGUGGUGGCUUCUAUUUAACCAAUGAAUGUGGCUCUAUUUAAUGUUCAGCUGUCUGAUAGACUACUUCUGCAAUCCCUGUUCUAUAUGUGAUGAUCAGUAGAUUUUUCUCAUUUUUUUCCUAUCAUGUUUAUUAAGAUUUACUGAAGAAUCAAGAAUAUCAGGUCAAACCAGAAAAGCUAAAAUGACCUUAAAAGGUAGUCUCAUCACUCUGUAUGGGGCCUGGGGGUGGUAUUCAGAUUUCUCUGUACCAUCAAUGCCUUACGGCUCUGGAGACAGAAUGGGACCACAUCUUCUUGAAGCUCCCUAACAAUUGAGUGACGAGGGGAAAGUAAGUGAAGUUCUAAAAUUUACUAGAGGUCUGCAGGUAAGGUGGCUGCACAUUUACUGCUAACGUCUAACCUUUCAAGUCUCGCUGAUGUGGAGACUGCUUGGCUUAAACCAGCAUUCUCUGUAGCUUGAGCUGACAUUUUCAGACAGUUCUUCCACUGCCUUUCUUUCUCUUAAUGUGCCAAGUUUGAAACAGGAUUUAACUUCCUGAGUUACUUGUCUGUUUUCUAUGUGCCACCAAGAAAUCUAGUUCAUCUUCUCAUUCUUGUUCUUUUCAAAUGAGAUGCUUUGGGAGUCAGGUCUUUUCAGGUGGUUGUUUUUGUUUUGGGGGGUUUUUUACACACACACACAUACACACACACACAAUGGAUUUUAUGUUCCUUUUCCAUGUAAGUAACAAUUCACUAUCAUAAUGUAAAGAAGAAAUAAAAACCUGAUGUAUUGUACUUCAAGAUGCUUUUCCCUGAUGUACAGAAUCUUCCUGUAAAAUAAAUAAUUACAUUGUAUA
Messenger RNA from Condylura cristata (star-nosed mole), 4489 nucleotides. It is a transcript of the gene PHACTR4, whose product is annotated as phosphatase and actin regulator 4. Gene Ontology annotation, biological process: actin cytoskeleton organization; neural crest cell migration. The transcript has 17 exons. The record is from RefSeq and is a predicted model, not a curated record. Gene Ontology annotation, molecular function: actin binding. Lineage: Eukaryota; Metazoa; Chordata; Mammalia; Eulipotyphla; Talpidae. The coding region runs from base 387 to 2426 and encodes 679 amino acids.